CGGCUCUGCCAGGGAUGCGGGCUGCUGGCACCGGGGCCGAGCGGGGCGCGCAGCACGGGCAAGCUCGGGCGAGGCGGGCGGCGGGACCCCGCUGGGGCACACCCGGCCGGCGCGGCGCUCCCGGGGCGGGGCAGGAGGCGGAGCCUUGGCGCCGCCGCCGAGCCCCGCAGCGGGGCCGGGUGCUGCUGCCGCCGGAGCCUCGCCUCCUCCCUCCCGGGGUUGCCACAUCGGCACCGCUGCUCCGAGAAGGCUCUUUCCGGAGCGGAGCGGGAGCCCAGCGCGCAGGGAGAUGGAGCCCCGGUGCUGCCGCCGCCCCCGCUGCCGCCGCCCCCCGGGACUCGCGCUCCGCCAGGGCCGCCGCUGCCACUGCCGGGACGGAGAGAGCGGCCCCGCCGCCGUCUAACGCCGCAGCCCCGGCGGCGCGGCCGAGGCGGGAGGCGGCGCGGAGGCCGCCGCGGUCCCUCCGCCCGCCGGGCGGCGGUGAAGCGUGGCCCCCUCCUCCCCGCCCUCCCCGCCGCCGCUUCCCCGCCCCCGCCCGGCCCUCGGCCGGGCUCGGCAGCCGGGCCAUGGCGGGGCGAUGAGGGAACGGCCGCCCCUGCCCGCAGGCUGCGUGGAGAGGCGGGGAGCGAAGGGGCUGCGCGGCUCGGCGGUGCUGGAGCCGGGCGGCGGGGUGGGGGGAUGUGGGGUGCGGGGGCCGCGGCGCUGCAGCUCCUCUCCCGGGCCGUGAAGCAGGCGGCGGUGCAGGGCUCCCGGCAGGACCUGGGCCGCUGGCUGUCCCGAGCCGCCGGGACGGCGGCGGGAGGCGGCAGCAGCGGGAACACCGUCGGCUUCGUCCCGGCAGAGGCUGCGGGGGCCGGCGGGCUGCUGCUGGGGCCCUGCGCGGAGCAGGACGGGCUGCCGCCCGCGGAGCUGCUGCUCUGCCAGCUGCCCGAGCCGGGCGGCGGCGGGCACGGGCUGGCCGAGGCCCGGGGCUGGCGCUGCUCCUGCUGCCUACUGGGCACCUGCUGGUGCAAGAGCUGCCUCAGCCUGAGCGUCCUGGCCGCCGUCUGCUUCGCCUCGCUGGCCCUGGUGCGCCAGUACCUGCGGGACCUGCUGCUCUGGGCCGAGAGCCUGGACAGCCUGGCCGGCGUGCUGCUCUUCACCGUGGGCUUCAUCGUCGUGUCCUUCCCCUGCGGCUGGGGCUAUAUCCUGCUCAACGUGGCUGCCGGCUACCUCUACGGCUUCGUGCUGGGCAUGGGGCUGAUGGUGUUCGGCGUCCUCGUCGGCACCUUUGUCGCCCACGUGGCCUGCAAGCGGCUGCUGGCCCGCUGGGCACGGACCAGGAUCCAGGGCAGCGGGACGCUCAGUGCCAUCGUCCGUGUCGUGGAGGGCGGCAGCGGCCUCAAGGUGGUGGUUCUGUCGCGGCUGACGCUGAUCCCCUUCGGGCUGCAGAAUGCCGUCUUCGCGAUUACAGAUUUGUCACUACCCAACUACCUGAUGGCUUCUUCACUUGGGCUGCUUCCUACUCAGCUCCUGAACUCAUACUUGGGCACUACCUUGCGCACCAUGGAGGAUGUGAUUGCAGAACAAAGUGUUAGUGGCUAUUUUGUAUUUGGUUUACAGAUUGUCAUAAGCAUAGGACUCUCGUUUUAUGUCGUUCACCGGGCUCAAGUGGAACUCAAUGCAGCUAUUGUAGCGUGUGAGAUGGAAAUGAAGACAUCACUUGUUAAAGCCAGUCAGCCAAGCAUCAAUGGCUCAACCACAUACUGCAACAAGAGGACAGUGGCAUUCUCUGGAGGGGGUGUCAAUAUUGUGUGAUUUCAAGUGUUAAUAACUAAGUAAGGUUUUGUGAACCUGAGCUAUUGCCUAGAAAUAUCUAUGGACAAUUGAAAUAGAUUUUUAAAAAAUUACAAGUGAUUACAGGUUGUACUGUGGCACAAACCAACCUCUUUAAUUGCACAUGGGGUGACUUCUAGUAAGAUGAGGAAGAUGGCAAAGUAACUUAAGAUGUAAAUGCAAAUUUGGCUGCACCUUUGGUCAUUUAUUAUGCCUGUCAUGGCCUGUAGUCUGCACUUUAGUUUUUUUUUUCCUUUGCUCCUAUAAACUGAAAAAUGCUUCUAUAAACAAAAAAGUAGCACAGAGGUAAAUAUUUUUCUGCUUAGCAUUAUUUAUAAGGCUGAAUAAUUAUAUACAGUAGAAUUUUAUUACUGAUAAAGGUGAAUGAGAAAGUAUGCAAUUCUAUAUAUGUUAUUCUUGAAUGUGCUUUUGCUUUGGAAUUGCUUCCAGAACUUGGAGUGUAUUAUUUAGCUAAUGAUGGGACCAUUUGGCUUUUUCUUCAUUUUUGAUUUAAAAAAAAAUAGAACCCUAUAUAAAGUUUUGGUUGAAUGUAUUUUUCUAAACCAUUACAAAUGUUGCAGAGCCAUGCAAAUGUAUUCACACAAGCUUAAAUCCUACAUUGUGGGACUGAAGUGCUCUUAAAUUACAUUUUAAGUUACACUGUGUAAUAUGCAAAGUACAAGGGAAAAUGCAGAAGUUAGAUUGCUAUGACUAUUUGAAUGACACUUAAUUGGUUUUGCCACCUUGGUGAUUGUAACAAAGGGCUGUUCCACAUUAGUCCUAGAGAUGAUAUUUUUAAUUGUUAAAAGGAUGAAGUUUUUCAGCUCACAUGACUGCAUGUCGUAAGGCUUCUAGAACAGGGAGCUAAAUCUCUGCUCUAAACAGAAUGAUGGGAUAUUAGCAGUACUAAUUUUACAAGAAGGUGGCCUUUAUUUUGUAAGUGAAUCCCCUCUCCCUUUUAAAAGCUUUAAAAAUUCACUUUGGUUGGCACAUCUUUUAUACUAGUUUUACAUUUUUUAAAAGACACAAUCUAUUACAAAUUUCAUCAGAGUGAAGAAAUGAAAACGCGAAGUUCUCCUUGGAAAAGAAAUAAUCCAGUAUUGGAGAGGAGAGCAAUGUCUCUGAGACUCAGGAAUUCUGACUCCAUUUUUGCAAGACAACACUGUAUUGGAUACUGCUCCUUUUACGCCUGCUGUGGACUGUUUUUCACCGCAUUUAAAUAGACUGGAUAACCUGACAGUUACUUGUGUGUGUGUCCAAAAGAAAAACAACAAUAAUGCCUGAACACGAUGUUCUGUAUGUGUGAGUUUCAUGUAGAUAUACAUACCAAUGUUCAAUGGCUCAAACACACGCAAGUCAUCUGAUACAAAAAUAAUGUAAAGUAUUGCUUAUUUUGUAGUUACUUUGUGUGAGUUUUUAAGGAUGCUUUCAGUCUUCAAAAUUUUGUGUUAUUUUCUAACAGUACGACUGUGCUUCCUUUUUGUAAGGUUGUUUGUAGGGUCCAGGCAUUUUUGUCUUCUUGAGAAUAGUGGGUCUUCAAGGCCAUUGGGAAGCAGAGAUCUGAGAGCCUCUAACAGCCUUACUGAGAGGAUGUGCGGCACUCACGUAGCCGAACGUCUGCGCGCUCCUUUGUGCGGGGGUUCCAUUUUGUUCCUUAAAUACGUAUCCUUUGCAGAUUGAUGUUCUUGAGUCCUGCGACCUAAAGAGCUGAACUAGUUCAAUGAAAACAACAAAGCUCAGAUUGUCUCCUUUCUGUUGUUUUGGGGCUUGGGUUUUUUUUUGUUUUUCAAGGGGGCUUUUUGUUUGUUUUGGGGUUUUUUUUGUUUGGUUUUUGGUUGGUUGGUUGGUUUUGAUUUCAUCUGGUUUUGGGUUUAGUUUUGAUUGGUUGGUUGGUUUUUGAAAAGUCAAUCUGUAUAUACCUGGAAGUGUUCAUUUACACAUCUCUGCCUCUGACAGCUCUGUGUGAAAGCAAGAGAGCCUGAUAAAGUUUUGAUGGCGUUAUUUGUCAUCACAGUAUAAUUGAGUCCUUUCUUAACUAAAGGGUUUUUUUUGUUUUUUUUGUUUCUUCGAAAGAACAGUUCUUCAGUGAACUGAUCUGAACUUUGCUCCAUCUUGCCAAAUGAACAAUAGUGUUUUGAAGAGGGUAUCUCUUUGCAUUUUUAAACUAACUUAAGGUUGCGUUGAUUAUUUGAGACAUUUCCCAAAUACGUAUUUUGAAGUGCUUUUAUUUCCAUGACAUUUUGUAACCAGAGUAACUUCACUAUGUGAACACUUUUGUAGUAUGGAAUUAGUUCUUAAGACUUUUGCAUUUUGCUUGAUACUUGUAAUAUUUGUGUACAAGUUAAUGGGAAACGUGCAUUAAAAGGAACUUUUCUGUACCAUGCCAAUCAUAAUUUUAUACAAUAAAUUCACUCAAAUUUCUUUAAAGGAA
Molecule: messenger RNA, 4246 nt
Organism: Corvus hawaiiensis (hawaiian crow)
Lineage: Eukaryota; Metazoa; Chordata; Aves; Passeriformes; Corvidae
Gene: TMEM64
Product: transmembrane protein 64
Exons: 3
Coding region: 679-1797 (372 amino acids)
Source: RefSeq, a predicted model, not a curated record